CUCAAGGCUUCGGCCGUCGCCUGUCCCGCAAAAAACAACACCUUGCGUCGACGCGCGAACACUCCUAGCUCUUAAUCCGCGCUUCAUAAUUUGCGUGAACAUGGCAUCCCUGGAAGACUACGACGAGUUUGGAAACUACAUCGGUGGCGAUCUCGACUCCGACGAGGAGGUCGACUCCCCGCAACUUGGCUUUGUCGGCGGAGAUGCAUCGGCAGCUGCAUCGACUACCGCGCCGCUCGAAGGAUUUGACGAAGAGCCGGAUGCAGAGGAGAACUCUCUGAUGGAAGUCGACGUGCCGACACAUAACGCGGUCAUCCUUCAUGAAGACAAGCAGUACUACCCGUCUGCUAGUGAUAUCUAUGGCCAGGACGUUGAGACACUUGUCCAGGAGGAGGAUACGCAACCCCUCUCCGAACCUAUUGUCGCUCCCAUCAAGGUUCGAAAAUGGACUGUUGAGGAGAAGGACAUGCCGGAGACCCGUUAUGAUAAGGGUUUCUUGCUCAACAUGACCGCAUUUCCCGAAAUGAUCCGCAACGUCGCAAUCGCGGGCCAUUUGCACCACGGCAAAACCGCACUCCUAGAUAUGCUCAUUUAUGAGACUCACAAACUUGACUGGGACUCCGACAAGCAGCUACGAUACACAGACACCCAUGUGCUCUCCCGGGAACGUCAGAUUUCCAUCAAAUCCCAACCCAUGUCACUGAUACUCGCUACUACGGCCGGGAAGUCCCAUUUGUUGCAUCUCAUUGACACGCCUGGACAUGUGAACUUUGUGGACGAAAUUGCCGCAUCCAUGCGCGUUGCUGAUGGUGUCCUCUUGGUGGUAGACGUGGUGGAAGGGCUCAUGGUUAACACCGAGGCAAUCAUUCGGCAUGCUCUACAAGAGCGUAUCAAGAUAACGCUGGUGGUCAAUAAGAUAGACAGACUGAUCCUCGAGCUGCGGGUCAAACCUGCGGAUGCCUACUACAAAAUCAAGCACACCAUCGAAGAAAUCAACAACUUCAUGGCUGGCAUAAACCCGGACCCGGACCUCCGUCUGAGCCCUGAGCUGGGAAAUGUCGCAUUUGCAAGCACGGACAUGCACUAUUGUUUUACACUGAGGUCCUUCGCACAGAUGUAUGCGGAUACGUAUGGUUCUCUUGACGUUGGCGCCUUUGCCGACAGACUUUGGGGAGACAUCUACUUCAACAACGACACCCGCAAGUUCAGUCGCAAAGCUGUUGAUCCCGAACAGAACCGGUCAUUCGUACACUUUAUUCUCGAGCCUCUUUACAAGCUAUACAGCCAGGUGCUCAGCGAGGACAAGGAGACACUCAAAGAGACCCUGGCGGAGCUCGGGAUCAGCCUCAAGCCUGUGCUGUACAAAAUGGACGUUAGGCCUCUCCUGAAGGUCGUCGUAGAUCAAUUCUUCGGUCGUUCCACUGGACUGGUCGAUAUGAUAACAGAGAAUAUCCCAUCCCCACUCGAAAAUGCUGCCUAUAAGGUUGAGAGCACAUACACUGGUCCUCAACACUCAGAUAUUGCCCGAGCGAUGAAGUCAUGCGACCCAGAAGCUCCUGUGAUGGUACAGAUUUCGAAAUUAUACCACACAACGGAUGCGCAGUCUUUCCGUGCGUUUGGUCGCGUUAUGAGCGGUACUCUGCGGAAAGGCGCGAGCGUCAAGGUACUCGGCGAGGGAUACUCACCGGAAGACGAAGAAGACAUGAUGAUAGCGACCGUUGACGAUCUGUGGGUUAGCGGCGCCAGAUAUUUCGUUCCUAUGGAAGAGGCUCCAGCGGGCAACCUUAUCCUUAUCGGCGGCGUGGAUCUGUCCAUAUCCAAAACAGCUACAAUCUCAGCCGUGGACAUCGAUGACGAUCUUCACAUCUUCCGGCCCAUCAAGCAUAUGACUCAAUCUGUCCUCAAAAUUGCCAUUGAGCCGGUUGCUCCCUCUGAGCUUCCCAAGAUGUUGUCCGGCCUGCGAAGCAUCAACAAAUCCUACCCCCUCGUGGUCACCAAGGUCGAAGAAAGUGGAGAACAUGUUGUGGUUGGAACUGGGGAACUAUACCUGGACUGCGUGAUGCACGACCUGCGCAAGCUGUUCUCGGAAAUUGAGAUCAAAGUAUCAGAUCCAGUGACGAAGUUUUGCGAGACCGUGCUGGAGACCAGCGCAUUAAAGUGUUACGCGGACACACCGAACAAGAAAAACCGCAUCACAAUGAUAGCCGAGCCUCUUGAAAAAGGCAUCGCGGAGGACGUCGAGUCCGGGCGUGUUACUAUGCAGAUGACACCCAAGGAGCGGGGCACCUUCUUCCAGGACAAGUAUCAGUGGGAUCUGCUCGCUUCAAGAUCAAUAUGGGCGUUUGGACCGGACGAUCAGGGCCCAAACAUUCUCUUGGACGAUACCCUCCCUUCGACGGUCGAUAAAAAAUUGCUUGGUGUUGUCAAAGAACACAUUAAGCAAGGCUUCCAGUGGGGCGCGCGCGAAGGGCCUUUGUGCGAUGAACCAAUGCGAAACGUGAAAUUUCGCAUCUUGGACGCAAGCUUAGCACAGGAACCGAUAUUCCGCGGAGGAGGCCAGAUUGUACCGACCGCGCGUCGCGUCUGCUAUUCCUCGUUUCUCAUGGCCACGCCUCGGCUCAUGGAACCUGUUUAUUAUGUUGAGGUUCAGGCGCCAGCGGAUUGUGUUUCAGCAGUGUACACGGUGCUUGCGCGGAGACGCGGACACGUUACGCAAGAUAUCCCCAAAGCUGGAUCGCCACUAUAUACCGUGAAGGCGUUAAUACCCGUGAUCGAUGCCAACGGCUUCGAAACCGACCUGAGGACGGCGACUCAAGGGCAGGCCUUCUGCCUUCAAGUAUUCGAUCAUUGGGCAAUUGUCCCUGGUGACCCAACGGACACAAGUAUCAAACUCAGGCCAUUGGAACCUGCGUCCGGUCAGGCACUUGCCCGAGAUCUUGUCCUGAAGACGCGUCGGCGUAAGGGUCUCGGCGACCAGAUCGCGGUGUCGAAGUACCUGGACGACGAAUUUGUGCUCGCGUUAUCUGCAUCCGGGCACGCCGACUUGCUAGGUUAAAGAAUGCUCCUUCAUGUAAUUGUAGUUUGUGCUGUUACGCGUUAUCCUCUACAUAUU
Molecule: messenger RNA, 3112 nt
Organism: Punctularia strigosozonata HHB-11173 SS5
Lineage: Eukaryota; Fungi; Basidiomycota; Agaricomycetes; Corticiales; Punctulariaceae
Product: u5 small nuclear ribonucleoprotein component
Exons: 15
Coding region: 101-3055 (984 amino acids)
Biological process (GO): mRNA splicing, via spliceosome
Cellular component (GO): U4/U6 x U5 tri-snRNP complex; cytosol; U2-type catalytic step 2 spliceosome
Molecular function (GO): GTPase activity; GTP binding; translation elongation factor activity
Source: RefSeq, a predicted model, not a curated record